AGAGUAUCAGAGGCCGUGCGCCACGCUCGCUUCGCCCGCUCGCCAUCGUCGCGGCCGCCGCGGAGAAUCCGAUAUUAAUAAAGCAGCGGGAAGAAGAAAUAUGAAUAAGGCUCCUUCAAGGUCCAGCCCAGCACGAAGAGAUGCCUUGCCCUACGGAGACAGAGAUGGACGACGCGACCGCUCUCCGAACCGCCACAGCCUUCCGAGAGAAGCGGACGAGAGCCGGAACGGCAGAGAUUCCCGGGAUGCGCGGGCGAGAGAUGUGCGCAACAGUGGCAGAGAGCCGAGAGACUUCCGGGACCCCAGAGACCUAAGGGACCCUCGGGACACCCGAGAGCCGCUCUACGACCAGUACAGGGAGCCUCCCUACAGGAGAGAGGAGGGCUAUGACGGCUAUUCGCGCCCGGACGACUAUUACCGGAGGAGGGAUGACCAGUACUACGACCGCUACCGAGACCAGUUGAGCACCGAAGAGCGCAGGAAGCGGGAGGAGCGGCGCCGGGAAGAGCUGUAUCGCCAGUUCUUUGAGGACAUCAAGCGGCGCAUUGAUUCGGAGCGGCCUGUGGACUGCUCAGUGAUUGUGGUCAACAAGCAGACCAAGGAGUAUGCAGAGUCCGUGGGGCGCAAGGUGCGCGACCUGGGCUUGAUGGUGGACCUGAUUUUCCUCAACUCGGAGAUGUCUUUGCAGCAAGCCCUGGACGACGUCAGCAGAGGGGGCUCUGCCUUUGCCAUUGUCAUCACCCAGCAGCACCAGAUUCACCACUCCUGCACUGUCAACAUCAUGUUUGGCACCCCGCAAGAGCACAGGAACAUGCCACAGGCGGACGCCAUGGUGCUGGUGGCAAGGAACUACGAGCGCUACAAGACGGAGAUCCGGGAGAAGGAGCGUGAGGAGAUCGCCAGGCAGGCCGCCAAGAUGGCCGACGAAACCAUCCUGCAGGAGCGGGAGCGCCCCCAGCAGGGGGAGGAGGGGUCCCGCGGGAGCCACCCCCCGGGCAUCCAGACGCUCCUGAACUUGCUGUGCGACAACCGCUACCUGACCUCCGAGGAGACGGACAAGAUCAUCAACUACCUGAGGGAGCGCAAGGAGCGGCAGCUGAGAGCCACCACAGACUCCCCCCAUCUGGCUUCGCACGCCCGGCAACCCCUCGGAGCCUCUUCCGGGUCCUCUCUGGGCACCUCGGCCGGCCUGAGCAGCACCCAGAGCUCACAGGCCCUCUCUUCGGCCCCCGUGGUCUCUACCCCACAGCAGGAGCUGCAGGCCAAGAUCCUUAGCCUUUUCAACAGUGGGGCAGCCACGGCUGUGGCCAACAGCAGCUCGGCCCUGGGAGCCUCCCCAAACACCGGCUUCUCCGCAGGGCCCAGCACGCAGAACCGGCCCAGCGCCACCGGCAGUGGAUUGGGCCAGCCUCAGCAGCGGGCCCCGGCCCAGGUCCCUCAGUUUUCCAGCCACGGGGGUCCCGUCAGGGGGGCAGGCCCUCGGGCCGCAGCUCCUCAGGCCUCGCAGCCGCUCUACCAGAACCGCCCGCCCGCCCCCAGCAAUGCUUCCGCCUCCAGGCCGGCGCCGUCUUCCGGGAUCAACUUUGACAACCCCAGUGUGCAGAAGGCCCUGGACACGCUGAUCCAGAGCGGGCCGGCCCUCACGCACCUGGUGAACCAGACUGUGGGGCAGGCGCGGGCCGCCCCUUCCUCCCAGCAGCCGCUGGGCUCCUACCACCGGCACUACUGAGGCCAAGGGCAGCUCUCUCUCGCUCUCCCACCUCCUCUCCCCAAGGCUCCCCUUUGUGCAUGCCCCUUCCCAUGCCCACCCUCCAGGAGGCCCCCCUCCCUCCCUGGAGCUCUGCCACCCCCUCUCCUCCUUGGGCCGGAGGGGGCUGAUGCAGGCGGAGAGCCAGAAGGGCUAAGGCGAGUGGAGUCCAAGGGAGACGAGAGAUCUCUUCCUUCUUUGCUCUGGAGCCCCCUCCGUUGAGGGAAGCUGCCUGUGGACUUCAUGAGCCAGCCCCCCCCCGAAUUGCUUCUUUUCAGCAACAGCCAUAAAAAUGCAGCCCCAGGCUCUGCUGUGCAGCCCCAGGCCUCCCCUGGAAGAAAAGGGCAAAGGGAUGUUUUCUCUAUUGGGUGUUCCUGUUGCCCCCUUGAUUUCAUGUUGUACAAACUUGAAUUUCCGUUGGAAGCGGGGUGUCUGUUCCUUUGCAGCCGGAGAGGCCUACUUGCGGGGAUUAUUCCUCCCCCCCCCCCCAUUUCUGAAGCUGUAGAUGUUCUGUUCUUGAAUGGUUUUGUCAUGUAGAUUCCUCUGUAUUGUUAACUGGAGGAUGCCACUUUUUAAUUAAAAAUAUAUAUAUAUACACACAUAUAUGCAUUAAAAGAAAAUGCUUGUGGGUCUUUGCAGGCUGUUCCUGAUGCCGCCGGGGGCCCUGAAUGUGCCAUGCCUGCGUUGGGCACCCAUCCUCAUGCCCCCGAUGUCUUGGGCUUAUUGCGAGAAGCGCACUUCUUUUCCCAAAGCGCCGCAGAGGAAGGUGUGCAGCUCAGGGGGUGUUUUCUCGUAGGUCAGGGCUCCCUCCCCCCAACCCCCUCUGGGGAAGAAUGACAAAAGAGCCAGAGCUCAGGCUCCCCACGUCCACCUCCAAGACUGAACUCUGCAUGAAGGGCCAGCGUCGCUCUGGGGCGAGACACCUGCCUUGAAGGCAAAAGGCCCUGGAUUCGGUCCUUGCCAGCAGCAUCUCCCCAGGGAGAUCUGUGUAGAACCAAGAGCACCCUCACGGGGCUAAAGGCCAGAUCCCAUGUCAAGCGCUUCCUAGGUUCCUAAUGUAUUUAACGAGUGUGUCUAAAGUUUUCAUAAAUGCCCUUGGGCGUAUUAACCUUCCUCAAUCUUUCUGCCUUUCUUCCAGCGCAUGCAAGCCAGAUCAGGGGCUCCCAGUUAAUUAGUUAGUUAAUUACUGAGAAGCCCCUGUUUUUCAAAAGCCAAGCCACGGACCCUCGGCUUUUGAAAAUGCCAAUGACUAUGGUAGAGUUACCUGUGCAAAGCAAUUUUUUUGACGAAAAUGUGGGGUGGCCCCUAAUAAGCAAAAGAUUGGGUGUAUACUUAAAAACAAACCAUACAAUUUGUGAUAUUACCACAAAUUGCCUAUCCCCAAGCAGUAGGAAAAACUUCUCCAUUGCUCCGCUACAACUGAAUAAUAAUUUUAAAAAGCAAUUGUGUCCCUGACUUGCCAAGUGUUCUAUAUGCCAAAGGCUAGCUAUAUAUGAGAAUAUUCAAACAUGCUAUUCCUUACUUGCAAUCCGUGAUGCUUAGCAGCGUAUGGUUCUGCUAACUGAAGGAUCUUGCACCUUUAAGACAUAGGUCAGGGCUUGAUAAAUUAUUGGGGAAGACUGAGUAGAAAGCAGCUGGAAUUUAGUGGCAUUGAUAGUUUUGUAACGUUGGCCGUGUCGCCAGCCAGGUACCCACACGGGAAACCAGCAAGCAGGAUUCCAGCCCCAGGGUGCCCUCUGCUUCUGUGGCUUCUGAUCAUAGGCAGAGCGUGGCCAUGAUGGCUAGAAGUCCCCACCCCGCCCCAACCCUCUCCAUGGACCGUCUAGGGCAGGGGUCCCCAAACUUACCCGGCUUCGGGCUGGUUCCUCCGGCGCCGAUUGCGUGGUGGGCCGGAGGGCGGAGGAACACGCUCCCAUACGCACGCACACAUGCUUUUUCUGGUGCGGCGCCGGAAAUGGCUUCUGCGCAUGCGUAUGGGAGCAUGUUCCCCCGUCCUCUGGCUCACACAUGUGCACAAGCUAUUUCUGACGCCGUGCAGACCCAGAGAUGGACAACCGCACCGCAAUGCGCCAGUAAGAGCGGUCGGCGGGGGCCACACAAUUGGCUCGCGCGGGCCGCAUCCAGCCCCCAGGCUGUAGUUUGGGGACCCCUGGUCUAGGGACACAAGCUGGUCCCCUGCCUUGUUGCUACAGGGGCAGCUUCCUAUAUGUGGGCAGGUGGUUCUGUGUUGGGAGGCUGCCCCAUUGCUUGGAAAUCUCCUAGUGUCUCUCCCCACCCCCCUGCCUGAAACGGGCUCUUCCCCAAAGGAGGCUUGUCUUGCGGGGAGAAAGGCGCCCCUUCAGGUUAGCUCUGCCGUCUUGAGAUCAAGUCCUUUGGGAAGAACGUGCACCGAGAGCCCCCAGCCCAGGAUUUUCAUUCUGCUUUUUUAUUUAUAUGGCUUGCUAAAACGGUUUUCUAAACAUUGGGCAAUAAUCGUCA
This is a messenger RNA of Zootoca vivipara (common lizard), 4225 nucleotides long. It is a transcript of the gene NCOA5, whose product is annotated as nuclear receptor coactivator 5. Gene Ontology annotation, biological process: regulation of signal transduction. Gene Ontology annotation, cellular component: nucleoplasm. NCBI's taxonomy places the organism in Eukaryota, Metazoa, Chordata, Lepidosauria, Squamata, Lacertidae. The record is from RefSeq and is a predicted model, not a curated record.